CGCUUAAGCAGUUUUUACCUAAUUCCAAUAGAGAAAAUGUGGUGGCAGAUAUGUGCAGCUGCUGCUGUUGUUGUUGUUGGUACAACUAGCGCCACCCAUCCACACAAUGUGAAAGCACUAGCCGACCAAUGGCAGAAUAAGGAGAGUCCUGAGAUUUGUAUUGCACUUCACUGUGCUUUCCAGUCAGGUGCUUGUGUUUUCGAUUCACAGUGCUUUGCUGCUUUACAGUGUAUGCUGGACUGUGAGGGUAGGGAGGAUGAGCUGCAAUGUCAGUUUGAAUGUGAGAUGACGCUCGGAAAUGGAAACGAAGCGUUUGAAAAUCUUCUCCGGUGCAUGGCUGAAAAUGGUUGUUUCCCCGAGGUGCCUCCAGAUGGACUCUGCCUUGCAAGUGAAAGGGAUACUGUGCAGGAAAUCACUGAUAUAGCUAUGGUAGCCGGCAGCUGGUGGGUCGUCAGAGGACUUAAUUGUGGUCAGGAGGGUUGGCCGGGAGCAUACGAUUGGUAUCCAUGUCAGCGUGCUAGAUAUAUACUGCUGGAGGAUGGUUGGGUAAACAACACAACGUACUGCGGUGGAAUAGAUUCAGUUUGUACAACAGAAACAAUUGUUACAAUGCCUCAAGCAACCCUUCCUGCUCCUGGACUCAUUAGAUUAGAGUACUUAGACGAACCCUUAUUACCACAGAUUGAGAGAUGGCAUAUAGUGUCUAAACCAAGUGAAGAUUAUAUGAUGGUGAUCUGGUGUGGAGAUAACCCAGCUCUUAGUUAUAACGGUGGAUUUGUAGUCUCCAGAUUUAGAACAGAGAACGAUUUGCCAGCUGAGAUUGAGGAAGAGUUUAGAAGCGUAGCUGCGUCAUUUGGAAUAGAAUAUGACGCAAUGUGCGUCACUGACAACACGAACUGUGAUGGAGAACCAUAAAUUAAUUAUAAUGAUUAUUGUUCAUAAUUUUUAAUAAAAACUAUUAGACAUUUUUA
This is a messenger RNA of Eurytemora carolleeae, 971 nucleotides long. RefSeq lists its product as uncharacterized. Lineage: Eukaryota; Metazoa; Arthropoda; Copepoda; Calanoida; Temoridae. The record is from RefSeq and is a predicted model, not a curated record. Gene Ontology annotation, biological process: xanthophyll cycle. Gene Ontology annotation, molecular function: violaxanthin de-epoxidase activity. The coding region runs from base 37 to 915 and encodes 292 amino acids. The transcript has 10 exons.